CGAUUCUUUCGUCACAAAAACAGAACCUCAUAUCAUAUCAUAUCGGUUCACUUUUGGACACAGCCAGCCAAGCAGAGCACAUACACUACAAGCAAAGAAAUAUCCCCAAAGCUCUUUCAAAACUCUCUAACAGUCACAAACACACAGUUUCUCUCAAAAACAAAAACCGAAACCAAAACUAAAAUAGCAAUGUCGACCUUGAAAAUCCAACCCACAGCAUUUGCGCUAUCUUCCAGCGUCAGACAGUUGGGUUUCUUCAAUCUCAAGCUCCCCCGAAACUGCGUCGCUUCCUCCAACCAUUUCAGUCGCUACGGGACCCGAAGAGCUCUCACAGUGUCAAUGUCCACCACUUCUUCGACCCCACUUGAAGUCUGCGUCAAAUCUUCAACCACUGCCCCCAACAAGCCCGGCGACUGUCCCUUUUGCCAGAGGGUAUUACUGACUCUGGAGGAAAAGCAUCUCCCUUAUGACUUAAAGUUGGUAGAUUUGGCCCACAAGCCAGAUUGGUUCUUAAAACUCAACCCUGGAGGUAAAGUUCCUGUGAUUAAACUCAAUGAGAAGUGGAUAUCAGAUUCAGAUGUUAUUGCACAAGCACUAGAAGAAAAGUAUCCUGAUCCACCAUUGGGAACCCCACCUGAGAAGGCUUCAGUUGGAUCAAAGAUCUUCUCCACAUUUAUUGGUUUCCUCAAGAGCAAAGACCCAAGUGACGGAACAGAGAAAGCAUUAAUCAGUGAGCUAAGUUCUUUUAACAAUCAUAUCAAAGACAAUGUGAGUUCUCUAUGCUUAUUUUUUCCCUUUCUGUCUGUCUAUCCGUGGUUCCUUGUUGGUUUGGAAUUUGAUUGUCCAUCAUAUGUGACUUAG
Molecule: messenger RNA, 861 nt
Organism: Quercus lobata
Lineage: Eukaryota; Viridiplantae; Streptophyta; Magnoliopsida; Fagales; Fagaceae
Product: glutathione S-transferase DHAR3, chloroplastic-like
Exons: 5
Coding region: 190-861 (223 amino acids)
Biological process (GO): protein glutathionylation; cellular oxidant detoxification; ascorbate glutathione cycle
Molecular function (GO): glutathione dehydrogenase (ascorbate) activity
Source: RefSeq, a predicted model, not a curated record